ACAGCAGAGAUAGCAGAUAUGAUGGGCUGCAGCACCCCCACCAGCAUCAUUAUCAGUCAGGUGGCUGCAAGACUGAAGCAUUAUGUGGACGUACAGAGGAAGGAAGCCAGGUUUGACCUGGGAAUGGUAGAUAAACUCGACAGAUACCGACUGUAUCAGCUAACGAGCCCUGACGGCCCCCCUCACACUCUAAGUGCCAAACAAUACUCUCUGGAUAACCAGAUAGAGGCCGUGCUUCGACUACACACCCGUAAAACUGAUGAAGAAUGGAAUCGAGAGCUGAAUACCUUCCAAAAGAGAAAACAAGUUGUGCAGAAAAGAAUCAAAAAGAAAAUCAUAUCUUUGGACAUGCCUGAACAAAAAUCCAGUAUAUCUCUAAGAAGAAUACAUCUCAGACAAAGGACAGACAGCUACUGGGAUCCCUGUCACUUGCCCCCAUCUAAUAUAUCCCAAGGAGAAUUCACAAGGCUCCUUUGCUCAGCUGCAAAACUCAUUGUUACCACUACGCCAGAGGAUCAAAAGCAACAGAUUCCUUUGCACAGAAGACAAUUUAGUUGGGAAAAUCCAAAAAACAAAGCCUGUUUUUUACCCACUGUUCCCAAAGCCAACAUUAGUUUGAAAAUCCCAUCAUCACUGCAAGAAUCCAAUGGCAGCACAGAAGCAGCACAGAAUGAAACAGCAUGUACCGAUAACGAUGGAAUUGGUGAUAAAUUGAAUAAAAAAGAAGCAACAUUAAGUGAUACAAUUGAAGAGGAGGUGGAUUACAAAAUCACAGUUUAUACAGGAUCAGUUACUAAAUCACGAGGAAGACAAGUCCUAUUAAUAACAAUGGUUGGUGAAACAGGGAGAUCUGGAACGCUCUACCUUGCUAACUCCUCAACCAAUGAUUUCCCUUUUUGUGCAGGACAAGUUGAUGUUUUUCAUAUGAAAGCAAAGCAUGUUGGGAAAAUCAAAUAUAUUAUUACAGGAAUUCAUAGACGAGAGAGAAGUGGCAGGUAUUACUGUAAAACUAUCACUGUGAGGAAAGAUGCAGAUGAAGUCUAUAUAUUCCCCUGCAAUCGCUGGUUUGAUUCUUUCAAUACAAUUGUGCAUGGUGCCCCAUACUCCUUGGAAAGAAGAUCUACUGAGGAUAAAUUUAUGGAGACAAGAUAGCAUUAACUCAAACUAUAAAAACAAAUCCAAAUUGGCAACACCCAACAGCGAGGCUGAAAGGGAAUGGUCUUCUGCAUCUGGUACCCAUUUAGACGAGGAGAGUAAUGGCAAUAUCUCACAGUUAGCCUUAAUAAAGCAAAUUCUUUCAGACCCAGCAAGCAAUUGCCCUACUGCUCCAGAUUUUUACAGCAGUUUGAAGGAACAGGAAAGAGCACAAAUUACGGUUUCUCCAUUAUUCUCUGUGGGGAAUGUCAUCCAAAGUGCUUCUACUGGGCAGGCGCCUUCUAGUCAUUGCCAGCUUACUUAUCCCAACACACAGAUGUCAGGUUGUCCACCUGAAGAUCAGAGCAGCUUUUUCUCAGAUACAACCCUGGAUGAAGAGUACCUGUUCUCCGACACAUCUGACGAAAAUGAUGAAAAUAUCUCUUUUUAUUCAGAGUCCAGUAGUGUGGGUAAUCGGUCAGAAGAAGCAUGCAAGGCAGCAGACAUGAGGGAUGGAGCUUCCAACCCCGUGCAGAAGAGCCCUACAAAAGCCAGCAGUGAAAUGGCCCAUAUAUUUCAGAUAGCUUUGGAGGCAAUACAGAGUGAAGACCAGACUAAGCUAAAGCAUAUGUGUGAGCACCACUUUUUUCUCCUCAGUUCUACAGACAAGGAAGGUAGGACCCUGCUACAUCAUGCAGCUUCCCGUGAUAAUACAGCAAUAUGCCAGCUUCUCCUUGAAAACACGGUCGGGAUGAUUAAUAUAGACAGGCAGGAUGCAUAUGGAAAGACAGCGUUGCACUAUGCUGUAGAAAAUGGCAGCAGUGGGACAAUCAAAGUGCUUAUGAACAACAGAGCAAGUGCUGCCAUUCCGGAUGGAUAUUCCAAAACUGGCCUGGACGCCGCACUCCAGAAGCUUCAAGAGAUGUAAAACAGAGACUGAUAUCACCAAUUGUAUAGUGCAAGCAAACAGGUAGGAGCUCCUAUAGAAAUGCAAUUUGUAGGCCUUUUCUCUUUACAGUGUUAGUAUCAUCACAAUUUAUUAGUAUUAUCACAAGCACCACCAUAUUCCACAGUAAAAUAAAUAGGAGAAUGCACUGAACAUGCAGAUUUACAUGCAAAGCAACCAAUAACUGAAACAAGAGGUGAAAAUGGCCCUGUCUGAAAGAGCUUACAUCUGAAAAGAACUUUACCCUUGGAGCUGUGGUUUUGCUAAGUCAUUGCCGAUGUGGCCAUUUGCCCCGCUCUAGGUAUUCUCUUCCCUGCUGCUGGGGUUGCAAGCUUCUGUAGCCCGAAGUCUAUAAGCACUUCACUCCUAAAUCUUCUCUUCCUGCUUCUUUUUUUAGGAAGGGAGAGAACAAUCACUGUAGUAAACACAAUGCCCACUUAUGGUCUAGUCUUACCUGUAGGAGCCUGCCCUUCAUACAUUUUUUAGAAAUAUCCAGGUGGCAACUCCUUUGCAGAUCUGAUUUGGCACAACCAACCAUAUUACACAGAUUGGUUAGAUUGUGGACUGUUUAGUCCAUUUUAGAAGAAGCAGAAAGAACAAGGAGUCUUUUAUAAUUGUUACUACUACAGGUAUGGGACCUGUUAUCCAGAAUGCUCGGGACCUGGGGUUUUCCGGAUAAGUGGUCUUUAAAUAAGUCUGCCAAAAAUCAUUUAAAUAUUGAAUAAACCCAAUAGGCUUGUUUUGCCUCCAAUAAAGAUUAAUUAUAUCUUAGCAAGUACAAGGUACUGUUGUUUCAUUAUUACAGAGAAAAAGGAAAUCAUUUUUAAAAAUUAGAAUUAUUUGGUUAUAAUGGAGUCUAUGGGAGAUGGCCUUUCCGUAAUUCAGCAUAAUUUUCAGUGUGUGCAAGUGACAUUUUUAGUGUGCAAGUGACCCCCAAUUUUUUAGGCGCAAAUGUGCCGUUCCUAUUGGUGCUGGGUGGGAAGGGAACCCUGAAGCUACCAGUCAGGAGGUGGCAGGAACUCCAGGAUUCCCCUAUGUCAAUAGGAGCAGCAGUGCUUCUCUGAGAACUGAAGGCAGGAAGGACUUAUUGGUGUGUCAUGAUAAAUAAAGCAGCCUAAGGUAUCCAAAAAUCUUUCUCUAAUAUUUCUCUAUUAUGUUUCUGUAAGGAGUUAUGGACAUGACUAAUGCAGCGUCGAGCCUGUUGUGCCCCCUUUUUCUCCCCCUGUUCCGCAAGAAAUACAACGGACACUUAAUUGGGGAGAGAAGGCCGCAGUUGUUUUUUGCAAAUUAUUUAAUAUAAAUCAGCAAUUGUAUAUAUAAACCCAACCAUAACUAGUAUUAAACCAUUUGUAAAUCCAAACAUUAAACAUUAAGAACUCUGUUUGGCACAGUAUAAGACUUCUGUGUUUUUUCCCUUUUAUUUUAAAAAUACUGUUUGUAAUUAUUUUUCUGUAUGUCCUCUUGUAACAUCCUUUUGUAUACUGACUGUUAUACCUUUUAUAAUAUUAAAUACAAAAUUAAAUAAGUUUUGUCGUUGAUGCUCUAAAAGUGAACCCUAGCCUCAGAGUGUGUAACUGUGUGCCUUAGCCCUCUGCAUGCUGAUUAACCAUUUGACUGCUGAUAGGAAGUGUGUGUCAGUUCCCUUACAUUAACCCUUUAAUACUAGCAUGCUUGGCAUCUCUCAUUGCCAGUGUGAGACGUAUGAGUGGUGGCAGCAAAUUUUGUAUGAGUUUUGUGGGUGUUGGUUGGUAUUUGGGUGACCAAGCAAGUGACCCUCUACACUACACAGCCACGCCUAAAGUCACGUGCAGA
Molecule: messenger RNA, 3892 nt
Organism: Xenopus tropicalis (tropical clawed frog)
Lineage: Eukaryota; Metazoa; Chordata; Amphibia; Anura; Pipidae
Exons: 13
Coding region: 19-1152 (377 amino acids)
Source: RefSeq, a predicted model, not a curated record